GGGAGUUUGGCUAACCGUCUCGGGCUCUUGUGCGAGCUAGGGUUUAAGCGCUAAGAGCGGCGGCGGGCGGCGGCGGCGAGGAGCAGAGAUGGCGGAGGCGGCUGUGAGGUACCUACGGGACGGGCGCCUCGACGGCGAGCACGCGCCGGCGCUGUCCGUGGAGGGAUCACUCCAGUGCUGCCCGCUCGCCGCGGGCGCGAUGCUCCACGUCGCGGCCGCACUCACCUCCCAGGCCGCGGCAGGGAAGGCGCAGGCCAGGGGGCUGGUGGUUGUGGCGUUCGAUCGGAGCCCGGAGGUGUACCUGGAAUUCAUGCGGCGCCGCGGCCUUGACGCAAAUUAUUUGAACCGAUGUGUUCGAAUAUUGGAUUGCUAUUCUGACCCCCUUGGGUGGAAGCAGAAGAUUCAAAAUCAGCAGCAUCAAGAGAACAGUACAAAGCAGUUCUCAACAAACAAAGAGAACGUUGCUGUUUUUAGAAAUGUCAAGGAUGUUAAAAAAUUGAUGUACUCCAUUACUGAACUUGGAGGAGGGUUUGAAGGGGAAGGCAAAAAGCAUUUUUCUAUUGCUGUUGACUCGGUUAGCACUAUGUUAAGGCAUGCUUCAGUGCCAUCAAUUUCAGGCCUUAUUAGUAAUCUUCGAAGCCAUGAACAAGUAUCAUCGAUCUUUUGGCUGAUACAUUCAGACCUCCAUGAACCCAAGGUGCCCCGAGCAUUUGAAUGUCUUUCUACUAUGGUUGCUUGUGUGGAGCCAGCACUCGUAGAUCCUGUGUGUGUAGAAAGUCCUGGAAACAUGUCUAUCCUGGAGCAAAAUUAUUCAAAAGCAAAGUUCAUUGUGCGUCUUAAAAGACGAAAUGGACGGGUGAAGCACUUUUAUGAGGACUUGUAUAUUGAUGGAAAUGAUAUCAAAUUUGAUUCUGCUCCUGUAAGUACGGAAGUGAACCAAAGUCUAGUACCUAAGGUUCAGUUCAAUCUUGAGCUGUCGGAAAAAGAGCGCACUGACAAGGCAAAUGUUGUUCUUCCUUUUGAACAUCAAGGAAAGGGUGAACCUAUUCGAAUAUAUGAUGGCCGCGGAUCCCUACUUGAGGGUCAACGAGACCCCAACUUAGCACCAGCCCUUGUGGAUGAAAUAGCUCCCAAAUCUGGAACUGCGAAGGGUGAGAUACAUUACUUCCGUGAUUCAGAUGACGAGCAACCUGACUCAGAUGAAGAUCCAGAUGAUGACUUGGACAUAUGAGUAGGCAAUGUAUGAGCUCUUUACCUUAGUUGGAGCCAUGCACAGAUCAAUCCAUGGUAAUAGAUGGACCCAUUCAGAAAUGCAAUCUUUUUUGGGUUAGCCUUUUUUUUAGUGCUUCUAUGCUUCAGCUUGCUAAUUGGAAUCUCACAAAUACUGAAGUACUAAAAAACUGGUGCUUAUUUAAUAGUGUGUUUGCACAAACCAACCUUGUUAAAAUUUUGAUGACCCCAAGAAAUUGGUGUUUAUAUGAACGAUUGCCAAAACUUUGACAAA
Messenger RNA from Setaria italica (foxtail millet), 1504 nucleotides. Its product is annotated as elongator complex protein 5. Gene Ontology annotation, molecular function: tRNA binding. Lineage: Eukaryota; Viridiplantae; Streptophyta; Magnoliopsida; Poales; Poaceae. The record is from RefSeq and is a predicted model, not a curated record. The coding region runs from base 89 to 1231 and encodes 380 amino acids. The transcript is spliced from 9 exons. Gene Ontology annotation, cellular component: elongator holoenzyme complex; nucleus; cytosol. Gene Ontology annotation, biological process: tRNA wobble uridine modification.